CCAGACGCGUAAAACAGGCAGGAAGCGCAGAGCAGCGCGCGACACAGAGCAGAGCCGCAGAAGAAGAAGAAGAAGAAGAAGAAGGAGAAGAAGAAGAAGUGCACGUCCACACAGGAAAGACAAGAAGAAGAAGAAGGAGAAGAAGACUAGAAGAGGAGGAGAGGAGAGUUGGAUGUAACUGCUGUUGUUGCUGUGGGGGAUGUGUGGCUCUCUAACUUUGUGACUGAGUGUCUCUCAUGGUGAGAGCAGGACGCAGAGGAUGGGAGUAACCUGGUCCUCCAGAUGUCUCGCUCUCUUCUUAGCUCUUCACCUCGUCUCCGUGUUGCAGACGGUGCUGGUCAGCGCGGGUCAAUGUGACUCUGUUUUUAAAGGCUUCUCUCACUGUCUGCUUCAGCUGGGGGAGAGCAUGGCCAACUAUCCCCAGGACCUGGACGACAGGGACAACCUGCACAAGAUCUGCGGUUACUGGGAUAACUUCCACUCCUGUGCCACGACGGCGCUGGCGGACUGCCCGGAGGGAGCGACGGACCUCUGGGAGAAACUGAAAAAGGAGUCCCGCAACCUGGAUUUCCGUGGGAGUUUGUUUGAACUCUGUGGCGGCGGCAACGGGGCCCCGAGAUCAGCCGACGCCAGGGGCCUCGCCUUGGUCCUAACCACGCUGCCCACCAUACUGACUUGGCUGGCGUUUUAACAGAAACACGGAAAACAUCAAAUAAAAACACAAAGUGAAAAGAAGAAAAAAAGGAAAAAAAAAAAAGAAAACAGAAGAAGAGCGAUCGCUGCUCUUCCAUUCUGAAAAAAACAACAACCGAGUUCGACGCCAUCACCAGAGAAUUCUCCCAAACUGGAUUUUUCUACAUCACGGUGCGGCGGCCUGGUUUGCCUUCCUGGGACAUCUGCAGGCCGUCCUCCUGCAGCUCUCAUCCAAUCACACGCCGACCUGACCCGGAGGUCGACAACAUGAAAUAUUCAACACGCCGUCGAGCUGAAAUGAUGACAAUGAUGAAAAUUUGAUGGAUCCUCGCCCGCUUACAAUCGUGGAAUUACACAGUAUUAAAGUCAACCAUGAAUCAUUGAUGUUUAGUAGGCUAGGCCCAGACAGCUCUAUGUGACUGCAGGGUGCUGACACAGUAUCAGGCUAUAUAUUAGGGCUGCCUGAGGAACACGUCCAUGUGUAACGCCAGGCCCAGCUUAACUCCACAAAAUCAAUAAGACCAGGCUUCGAGCGCCAGCCGCCUCAUCGCCACCACAGACAGUUUUUCCUUUUGUAUCGCGCCAAGACGGCGGUGUGGAGCCCGGUAGGUCUGAUGGACUGAAUGCUUGACGGUGAUGUAAUAUUUGUAUUCUUAUUGGCUGUUUGUUGUGUUCAGGCCACGGUCACACCAGCAGCUCAAUCAACCACUCUGUGAAGCGCCCGCCUUCACAGGAGAACUGGCGGCGUGAACAGGAAGUGUGAUUAUAAGUUGGACCCUGAGUCGACUGGUUAGCCUGCUGUCACUUAGAAAACACCAAGUGAAGCAGCUCGCCGGGUCCUGGUGUGACCGUAGCCUCUCUCCCCUGAGGUGCAGGGAUGUCGUUCAGAGUAUAAAGCCUGCUUUUCAUAAAAGAACCGUGUACGCUGAUGUGAGUUGCAUGUGGUCGGUUCAGACCGUCUCAGACGUUUCAGGAGAUGAGCACAAACUGCUGAAACGAGCGGACUCGACGUUUUUAUGGUUCACUGUUGCAUCCUAAAUCCACCUUCACGGGGCCGGCUCCUAAUGCUAACGCUAAUUAGAGACUCUACCUGAUUCUGGCGUUAUCACGUGUCUGUCCGGAUGUCAACACAGACCGGUCAGUAGCUAAGAUGACAUGCUAUGUUAGCUUAAUGUAGUUUAGCUCACCUUGUGGGUUACAUUGCUAACAGUUUAGCCGCUACCAAACCGAAAAAUUACAGAGUCACGUAAGCUAACUCCUUAGUACGCUAUGAAGGCUAGCUAACACAAAAGCUAAUGCUAAACUUUGAAUGAAUGGUGGCGCACUAAUGGUUAAGUAAUGCGGAUAGGAGCUAACUAGCAGCUCCAAGAACCAAACUAAUCAUGACUAUCUUCUUUUUCAACUUAACAACUAAACUAUGUGGCUAACAGUUAGCUUAUAGCACAGUGAAGAGGCUAAACUGAAUUUAUCAAGGCUAGCUUACACUUAAAUGUAGCAGCUAAACCAGAAGGAUGACAGCUAGCUAGUGUUUCAGUUUAGCAGCAAAAUAAUUAAGGCUAGCUAACUACAUACAGUAACCGAUGGACUAACCAGCUAAAGUUUAGCAUUAAAACAACAAUAUGGAUAGCUUCAGUUUAACAAACCAGAUUAAUGAUGGCUAGCUAAUACUUCAGUUAAGCGGCUAAAACCAGACUGCUAAGGGCUAGCUAACAGCUUGUGUAGCAGCUCAAACCAGAUGGAAGACAGCUUGCUAGUGUUUCAGAUUAGCAGCAAAAUAAUUAAGGCUAGCCAACUACAUACAGUAACCGAUGGACUAACCAGCUAAAGUUUAGCAUUAAAACAACAAUAUGGAUAGCUUCAGUUUAACAAUUUCAAACCAGAUGAAUCAUGGCUAGCUAAUACUUCAGUUAAGCGGCUAGCUAACAGCUUGUGUAGCAGCUCAAACUGCAGUGACAAAGGCUAGCUAACAGGUAUGUUUGCUAGCUUAACAGAUACAACCAGACUAGUAAAUACUAGUAGCUAAACAAGAAUGAUUAAGGCUAGCUGGGAUCAAAUGGUAACAGCCAGCUAAUAGCUCAGUUUAGAACAAAUCGAGGCUAGCUAAAAGUUAGUCCUUCAGCCAAACCAGAGCAGGUAAGAUAAGCUAAUAGUUAAGUGGCUAAUGUGGGCACUGUAGCAAAGCUGACCACUUAAAUUUAGCAGCCAAACUAGGCUAGCUGUUGAGAAGCUUUAAAUGUAAAUUCAGCCGUGGUAGUUCGUCCCUCGUUGCUCGAUCUGCGUUUCCAGCCGUCGUGCUCGCCUCCUGAGACCUCGUGAGAAAACGCUCAGAGUGUAAACUUCCGUUGGACACAUCAGCCCGAUGGAGACUCUUAAAAAACGGACCUUUUUGGACGUGAAAGUAGAAACACAGUAUAAUUCUCUUUAUUUCAUGUCGGUGGUUGAUUUCUCAGUGUUCCCUCCAUGUGUUCGAAAUGAAUGAAUCUGUGAGCAAAAAAAAAAACGGUUCCUAGAGAAAAAAAGAAAUACAGUAUUUUUCAAAGUCGACAGCAAUACGAAGACGUGACUUCAUGGCCAGUGUAGCUAUAAAAAAAUCAACCGUGGCUGAAGAGAGAUAUGACUGUUGCCAUUUAGCACUUCCCCCCCUUUUCAUACGCCCAUCCUAGACGAUCUUAGAGGUGAUAUAUUUUAGGUCUGUAUGUUAGAUUUUAAAAGCAGAGUCCCGACAGUACAGUAGCAUCGUAAACUACAUAAAUACCGUAAAUAAACCCGAGGAGGUUGUUUCUUUCUUUGCUGAGGCACAGAUGACGUUUCCACUGCCUUCUGAGAAAAAAGAUGUGUACUUCUGUUCGUUUGUUGGUUUGUCUCUUCGUUUGUUUCUGGGGAUGUCGCGUAACAAAAAAGAGUUUUUAAAAAAAGAGGACUUAUUCCAAAAAUCAUCUAACAAGAGAAUAUGUAUAUCAAAUGAUUUUGAGAAAAUAAAAAGCUCUAUUAUAGAUAGUCUAUCCCAGAAAGUUUAACACAAGAGUGAUACUUUACAGAUUAUAGGCCUACUGAGAUAUAAAAAAUAAAAGACUGCUAACAUGACAAAGAGUAAUAAAUAAAAAGACUAAUGUUUG
Notolabrus celidotus (New Zealand spotty) is the source of this 3809-nucleotide messenger RNA. RefSeq names its product neuritin 1a (gene nrn1a). The transcript is spliced from 3 exons. Bases 260 to 691 code for a protein of 143 amino acids. Gene Ontology annotation, biological process: nervous system development; neuron projection extension. The record is from RefSeq and is a predicted model, not a curated record. Lineage: Eukaryota; Metazoa; Chordata; Actinopteri; Labriformes; Labridae. Gene Ontology annotation, cellular component: plasma membrane.